GUGCUAUAUGCCGUGGACAUGAAUCACAAAAAUUGAAUAAAUAGGCCCACAGACUGACCACACCACUUCAAUUAAUAACACCCAUUUUCUCUCUUUCUGCUCUUGAAUUUUUUCUACCAAUAUAAUCUUCCCCUCAUAUUCCUUUCAAGAUUUGAAGUAAAAGAUCAGGAUCUUAAUUUAUCCUCGUAGAUUGUUGCUAGCUGUUGCUUAAAGAUGAUGGUGGAUGAGAAAUUCUGUUUCAAAGAGGCAACGAACCUUACAGUUCAUAAGACCUCUGUGUUCUUCCCAGGAGAUGGUUUCAUCGUCUAUGAUCCUAACAGGGAAAUCAUCUUUCGGUUUGAUUCUUAUGGCCCUGAUUCUGAGCCUAAAGAUGAGCUUGUUCUCAUGGAUGCCGGUGGCAAGGGCCUCCUCACCCUUCGUCGAAAGAAGCCAAGUCUUCAUCAACGGUGGGAAGGCUUCUUAGGAGAGAGGGAGGAAGAUCAUCAAGAACCAGUUUUUAGUGUUUGCAGAUCUAGUAUCAUCGGACGGUCCAACUUGAUCGUACAGGUUUUUGGUGAUCCAGGUGAGGAGUACCAUAUCAGGGGUUCUUAUUCUCAGAGAUGCUGUACAAUUUUUAACACUUCCUCGGAGAAUUCAUCAAAAGAUCCGGUGGCUGUGAUCAAAAGAAAAGUGGACCCCUCAACUCAUGUGAUGCUUGGAAAGGAUGUCUUUUGGCUUUGUGUAAGGCCAGGGUUUGAUGGUGCUUUUGCAAUGGGAUUGGUUCUGGUUCUUGAUCAAAUGUACGGUGAUAAUGCUGAUGGUGAUGUGCAGGACGCAGACCCUACUUCCAAGGAUUUUUCCUUUUAACCCUUUUAUUUAAGGUUUCCUUAUAGAUAAAACUAAAUUACUGACUCGUGAUUUUUGCCAUACUGCGAGUUAAAUUUUUUGUUGAAUAUAAAAAAAUAUUUAGAUAUUAUUAUCA
This is a messenger RNA of Populus trichocarpa (black cottonwood), 961 nucleotides long. Its product is annotated as protein LURP-one-related 12. Lineage: Eukaryota; Viridiplantae; Streptophyta; Magnoliopsida; Malpighiales; Salicaceae. The coding region runs from base 214 to 846 and encodes 210 amino acids. The transcript has 2 exons. The record is from RefSeq and is a predicted model, not a curated record.